AUGACAGUUACCUUGUUGAUGCUAAUGGUGGUGUUGCUAGUCGACACCGGUUGUGCCACAAAUACAAUCGAGUACCUCUGCCCAAAUUGCGGGACGACUCCAGUCCCGUAUCCCCUCAGCACUUCUUGGACGUGCGGUCAACCCUCAUACCGGCUCCGGUGUGAAGGAGGUGUGUUGAAGUUUGAUACGCUAAUUGAUAACUACACUUACCCGAUCAUAUCUAUCUCCCCGGAAAACCAGCGUCUAGUGAUUCAGCAACCAUCGACUAUUUUACCAAACACCUGCGUCAGUGUCACCCAUGGCAUCCGGUUAAAUACCUCUUUGCCCUUCACCAUCACCUCCAGCAACACUCCUUUCUUCUUCAACUGUUCAAAUACAACGGCGUUACCUGCUGCUACUGCGUUAGAUUGUACCACAACCAGCCCUUGCCGGGCCUACCAGAAUGGCUCGGCUAAGAUGUCUGCAUGUGGUCAAACAGCACCGACUUGUUGUUCCUUAAAAAACAGCACACAGACAGGGUUUGAUUUUGUUUCGCUUGCUAUGGAACAUUGCGGGGCGUAUACAAACUUCGUGAAUCUGAACCUCUCGUUGCCAAUUAGUAGGUGGCCGGAUUCUGCUGUGGAGUUGAUGUGGGCGCUACCAUCGGAGCGGCCAUGUCAAACGCAAACGUGUUGCGAUUCGACCUAUAACUCUGUUUGUAGGGACGAUGGAGACGGCUCUCUAAGGUGCUACUGUAAACCUAAAUUCCGGUGGGAUGGUCUCGCCGGCCGAUGUGUUUCAGAUCUUAUAAGCGUCAGAUCAAAACAGAUCAAACUCGUGGCAGCUACAACAUGCAGUGGCGUGAUACUGCUUCUAUUGGUUGUAUUCGCGACAGUAAUGAUCAUCCGUUAUAAUAAUAGAAGUAAAGCAGAACAACGUCUUGCACGAGAUCGUGAAGAGAUAGUAUCAUCGGGAGACAGUGGAAAAUCAUCCAAGGUCUUCACGAGUAAAGAGAUCAAAAGGGCGACAAAUAACUACUCCUCCAAGGGUCUUCUUGGUGUUGGCGGUUUUGGUGAAGUGUAUAAAGGCGUACUGGAUGACGGAACCGAGGUGGCGGUUAAAUGUGCAAAACUUGGAAACACCAAAAGCGUUGACCAGGUCCUAAACGAGGUUCGAAUCCUUUGUCAAGUCAACCACAAGAACCUCGUACACCUCCUAGGUUGUUGCAUAGGAAAGAAGGAACCGUUGUUGGUGUAUGAGUAUAUUCCAAACGGAAGCCUUCAUGAUCACUUGCAUGACAAAAAUAAAAUACCCUUAACUUGGCCUCAGCGACUAGGGAUCGCACGUGACACUGCCGAGGGGCUCUCGUAUCUCCAUUUCUCUGCUUCUAGACCUAUUUAUCACCGCGAUGUGAAGUCUAGCAACAUCUUACUCGAUGAAAAUAUGAAAGCCAAGGUUGCGGAUUUUGGUUUAUCCAGACUGGCUCAUACGGACCUAACCCAUGUGACAACUUGUGCACAGGGGACAUUAGGGUACUUGGAUCCUGAUUAUUAUUGGAACUAUCAGUUAACUGAUAAGAGUGAUGUGUAUAGUUUUGGAGUACUAUUAUUAGAAAUACUUACAUGUCAAAAAGCUAUAGACUUUGGUAGAGCGACCGAUGAUGUAAACUUGGUUGCUUAUGUUAAACGGAUGGUGAAUGAGGAACGAAUGGUGGAUGUUAUUGACUCUAUGCUCAAGAAUCCUGCUACGUCGUUGGAAAUUGAUUCUAUGAAAGCGUUAGGGUUUCUUGCGAUGAGUUGCUUGGAGGAAAGAAGAGAAAAUAGACCUUCUAUGAAGGAGGUAUCUGAGGAGAUCGAGUAUAUCAUGGGUGUCAUAGCAGUCAUGGUGUGA
This is a messenger RNA of Lactuca virosa, 1869 nucleotides long. Lineage: Eukaryota; Viridiplantae; Streptophyta; Magnoliopsida; Asterales; Asteraceae. The record is from the annotation of a GenBank genome assembly.